GUUUGCAACCCUAGUUUCCGACGGUCCGUGAACGCGCCGCUAACGCAGCCUUGGCAACGCCGCCGCGCAGCUAAAGCUACCCCGCUCCUCCGCGCAGCAGCAUGCCCUUGGACGUCCACCCGGGUCGGGGAUCGUCUCUUUGUUACCUCGGUACGCCUUUCGGAGGCCUGUUAACCCGGUCACGAUGGAGUUUCUGAGCGAGCCGAGCGGGCAGACUGUGUGUUCGUCGUAGCCGCCGCCAGCUAACCGUGUUGUUGUUAGCGCCGCAGCUAGCUCGGGGGGGAACAUGGCGAUCGUGUCCGGCUCCUGCGCCCGGGUGAACGGCUCCAGGAACGGGCCCUCCGUGGCAGCCUCGCCCGGGCCCGGGCAGGCCGGGCAGCCCGGGCAGGCCCAGCCCAUGAUCGCGGUGUGGGAGUGGCAGGACGACGCGGGCUGCUGGCGGCCGUACAGCGGGCAGGUGAGCGCCCUGAUCGAGCGGAGCGUGUCCCCGCGGGGCCAGCGAGGGGGGCCCGGCCCCAGCAGCGUCUGCCUCGGCCAGGCAGACCCGGGCCUGGCGCCCUACCUCAUCGACCUGCCCAGCCUCAAGCAGUUCCGACAGGACACAGGAAAGACGCGGUCCGUGCGCCGGUCUCUGUUUGCCCAGUCUUCAGGCCUUGGCAGUGGUGUUUACUGGGAAUGGGCCAAUGAUGAAGGAGGAUGGACCCCAUAUGAGACUCGAACAUCCAUCCUUUUGGAGCACAGCUAUCAGGCCCACCAAGGCACAGCAGACUUGGGCCCGCAUGGAUACAAUUACAUUGUAGAUCUUACAUCUUUGGCCCAAGUUAAUAAAUCAACAGGCUUCAGACGGCAGGUUCGGCGGCAGUGCAGUCAUCCCUACCCACUGGCCUCCGCUGGUCCCCCAGCCAUCCCCUCGGGCCUCGCCUGCUCCUGCCAGCAGUGUUUGAGCCACAGCAGCACAGGACCAAUGCCCAGCCGAUCACGACAUUCCUUUUCUUCAGGGAGUAUGAACCGGCCUAGCCUGCAAGGGACAGGAAGGGCUGCAGCAGCCCACCCAACUUCUGUCUACUCGCCAUACCCCAGGAGGCCCCUCUCUGUCGGGGGAAUGUCCUGGGGGAGCCCCUGGCCUCCACCGGCCUCUGGUACUCAAAUAUCUGCAUCGCAUCUGACCAGCUCUACAAGUGCCAACGGGUUAAGUGUUCCUUCCAUCCCUGUGCAGCUGAACGGGUCCACCAGCGUGAGCUCUGCCCUGGCAGGCAUGGCCUCCAUUUUGAUGUCAGCAGUGGGACUCGGCGUGCACUUCACCUCCGCCCCCCUCCCUCAGCAGCAGCCACAGCAGCAUCAGCAGCAUCAGCAGUCUGCUCCUUUCUCUCUUCCUCCUCCUCCUCCUCUUCUCCUCCCCCCAGCCAGCCGGCCCUCCAAGCCCCACAGCAGCAGCAGUUCAGUUAGAAGAGCAAAGAGGCAGCACAGGAGAGCCUCGGCUCCGAGACCCGAGGAAGUGAUUCAGCGCUACAUGGAGGUGGUGGCUGCAGCGCCAGAUGAGGACUGCAUUAUCUGCAUGGACCAACUGACCAGUCCGUCCGGCUACGAGACGCCGUCGCCAGAGGAGGGCGGCCAGAGCACCCUGCCGGACGCGGUGGGGAAGUUCAUCAAAUGUGGCCACACCCUGCACAUCCUCUGUAUGCUGGCCAUGUACAACAACGGAACCAAGGACGGCAGCUUGCAGUGUCCCUCUUGCAAGACAAUCUACGGAGAGAAAACUGGCACCCAGCCCAAAGGCAAGAUGGAAAUUUACAGCAUCGCCCAGUCGCUGCCAGGGCACCCGGACUGUGGCGCCAUCCAGAUAAUCUACAGCAUCCCUCCUGGCCUUCAGGGUCCAGAACAUCCCAACCCCGGACAACCGUACACCUGCAGAGGCUUCCCGCGUUUCUGCUUCCUUCCAGACAACGACAAGGGCAGAAAGGUGCUGGAGCUGCUGAAGGUGGCGUGGAUGCGGCGCCUCAUCUUCACCGUGGGGACGUCCAGCACCACCGGGGAGCCCGACACCGUGGUGUGGAACGGCAUCCACCACAAGACGGAGAUGAUGUCCAACCUGUCGGGCCACGGAUACCCCGACCCCAACUAUCUGGACAAUGUUCUGUCGGAGCUGGCGUCUCAGGGCGUGACGGAGGACUGUCUCAGAGCCGCAGGAAGCAGCAGCAGCAGCAGCUAGGUCCCGGCGCGCAGCCUCACUCUUCCACUGCUAACACCGAGCUGACCCCUCAUCCUCCUCCUCCUCCUCUGCAGACAGGUGGAUCUACUUCCACCUGCGUCCGGUAUCUGCCCAGAUCUCAUCCUCGAGCGAGCGAAGGGGGAAAAGUGAGAAGAUAAAUCCUCUCUGUAAGAAAAGCUCGUCUUCUGCGCAUGGUUCAUGCACCGUUGCGUUUUUGAGUGUCACGUACUCGAGAUGAACUGUGGAAAAAAAAAAAAAAAAAAAAAAAAGGCGAGGCUUGAUCUCAGUCAGGCCUCUUUCAUCCCACCUUCCACCUCCACCCACUCUGUCAAAGCUUCAACCACUACUCUGUUAUCCGUUACUGUGAGGGGGGGUGAAAAUCUCAAAAAGCACUUUAGUUCUGACCGUGCAUUAAUCUGGGGCGGUGCGGGACUUCCCAGAAGGCCGCUUCACGCUGGGAGCGCAUGCAGUCGAGUCGAGCACAGCGACACUGAAACUUCACGUAGCAGUCGUAGAUGCCAGCGCAAUACUUCACUGUUGUACAUACAAACUACGACUCAAACAGAUGUGGGGGGGAAAAAAAAGGUUUUUGACCUCAAAUGCCAUCAAAAAAAAGUUGCCGUUUUUAUUUUAUAUUUUAUUUUGAACUUUCAACGCUACUUCAGAUUCGACUGCGUCAUAUUUAAACCCCCAGCAGGGACGUGAGACGCGUCGAGUGUGAACGCAGCCUCAGCGUUGCGUCUGUGUUACCAUAUGUGAACCGAGACGAUGUUGCAUCGUAGGUAGUUGAACAACCUCAGUUAGUGUAACGGGGCGGACGGACCCCGAGGUGGACGCAGGAGAAUACAUAAAAACCUCUCGUUGAGUUCUGACAGUGUGACAAUCAAAGUCGUCAGUGUCAUCGUGAUGAAACAAGCUGCACGGAGCUGCAGCCUCCCGCGCUCGCGUAUUAUUCUGCUCAUCGUGCAGCCGCUCGGCCGAGUCUCAACAUGUGUACAAACGAAACUGAGAGAAAAAGUAUCUGCAAUAAAGAAAUGAUGCAACAUGAGACCUGGCUCCGUUUCUGACUUCACACGUCGAGGUAUGGAGGAUGUGUAAAACUGUGGAGACUGCCGGGACCUGCAGGACACG
Cololabis saira (Pacific saury) is the source of this 3340-nucleotide messenger RNA. It is a transcript of the gene dtx2, whose product is annotated as deltex 2, E3 ubiquitin ligase. NCBI's taxonomy places the organism in Eukaryota, Metazoa, Chordata, Actinopteri, Beloniformes, Belonidae. The coding region runs from base 287 to 2209 and encodes 640 amino acids. Gene Ontology annotation, biological process: protein ubiquitination; Notch signaling pathway. The transcript is spliced from 9 exons. Gene Ontology annotation, molecular function: ubiquitin protein ligase activity; zinc ion binding. Gene Ontology annotation, cellular component: nucleoplasm. The record is from RefSeq and is a predicted model, not a curated record.